Molecule: messenger RNA, 799 nt
Organism: Vicia villosa (hairy vetch)
Lineage: Eukaryota; Viridiplantae; Streptophyta; Magnoliopsida; Fabales; Fabaceae
Product: style cell-cycle inhibitor 1-A-like
Exons: 4
Coding region: 101-562 (153 amino acids)
Source: RefSeq, a predicted model, not a curated record
ACUGUAAUGUUGGUGUAACCGCAGAAAUAAUCAAAAUUUAGUUGAAUCUAUUACUUAAAUCGAUUGUGUUGUGAACUUAUUCGUUUUCAAAUAAUCGAUUAUGGGAAGCGAUCGAAAAUCGAAGAGAACAGCUUAUUCUUCGCCGUCCGACUCCGAAGAUGAGAAGAAACACAAGAGGAGGAGAACGGUAGAUGAUGAUGAGGAAAAGAAGAACAGGAAGAGGGAAAAGAAAGAUAAAAGGAAGGACAAGAAACAUUCCAAAGAUAAAUCUGAUAAAGAGAAGAAGUCAAAAGACAAGCACAAAAGUAAACGCAGCAAAGGUGAAGUCAAUGUGGAUUUUCAAGAACUGUCCAGUGAUGACUAUUUUGCUAAGAAUAAUGAGUUUGCUACCUGGCUGAAAGAAGAGAAGAAUUUGUUUUUCUCUGAUUUGUCAUCAGAGUCAGCGCGGGAGUUAUUUGCAGAAUUUGUGAAAGCUUGGAAUAGAGGAAAGCUAGAGUCGAAUUACUAUGAAGGCAUUGCAACUGCGCCCCGUUCAUCCCAUAACUGGAAAAUCAAAAAGUAGAUUUGACGAGAAAGAGCUGUCAUUUUGACACAAUCACUGUAGACCCUUUUGUUUAGAGUUUCUUUCUAACAGUAACUAACAACUGACUUGAAACUCAGUAAUUAUAGAUGUUCUUUUAUCUGCAUAAAUUGCACACUUGCAUCAAUCUUCGACGAUCAGUUGUUCAUUGUGUCAAAAAGAAAAAGUGUAAAGAACAGAAAACAGAUAGAGUUGAAAAAAUGAAGGAGAUUCGGUUUA